GACUAUAUUUGGGCAAAGACAGACAGCAGACAGAGAGCUGCUCUCACUUCCGUGUUUGUGUGAUCAGGGAGUGUAACAGCUGAGGGAGUGCACAGCUUCACUGUUUCAUUCAUUUGAGAAGAGCAACUGACCAGCAGGGAAAAUGUCGCACGAACUGAAACAUGUAUUCGCCAGUCUCCCGCAGAUGGAGAGGGGAGUUGCAAAAGUGAUUGGUGGUGAUCCCAAAGGCAACAACUUCCUGUAUACCAAUGGGAAGUGUGUCAUCAUCAGGAACAUUGAAAACCCGGCUAUAGCAGACAUUUACACCGAACAUGCCCAUGCAGUAGGUGUUGCCAAGUAUUCCCCCAGUGGAUUCUACAUUGCAUCUGGAGAUGCAUCAGGAAAGAUCCGUAUCUGGGACACCACCCAGAAGGAGCACCUUCUCAAGUACGAGUACACCCCUAUUUCAGGCAAGAUCAAGGACAUCGCAUGGACCGAGGAUAGCAAGAGGAUUGCUGUUGUUGGGGAGGGACGAGAGAAGUAUGCAGCCGUGUUUCUGUGGGACUCCGGCUCCACGGUGGGGGAUCUUUCCGGCCACUCCAAACCGAUCAACAGCGUGGACAUAAGGCAGCAGCGCCCUUACCGCCUUGCCGUUGCAAGUGAUGACACCUGUGCGUCCUUCUUCAAGGGGCCUCCCUUCAAGUUCGAUUUCACCCUACGUGAGCACGACCAGUUUGUCAACUGUGUUCGUUUCUCUCCAGAUGGAAGUCGGUUUGUCACAGCUGGUGCUGAUAGCAAGAUGAAUGUCUACGAUGGAACGGAUGGUAAACUUAUUUGCUCACUGGGUGGAGAGAAGGCCCACAACGGAGGAAUCUAUGCUGUCAGCUGGAGCCCUGACAGCGCCCAGCUGAUCUCUGCCUCAGGGGACAAGACCGUGAAACUCUGGGAUGUAGCUGCAGGUACGGCCGUCACCACCUUCAACUUGGGCAGUGAAGUGUCAGACCAGCAGCUGGGCUGCCUGUGGCAGAAAGACCACCUCCUCUCCAUCUCCUUGUCAGGAUACAUCAACUACCUGGACAAGAACAGCCCUGACCGGCCCAUACGCGUCAUCAAGGGUCACACCAAAUCCAUCCAGUGUUUGACAGUUCAAAAAAAGAACGGUCGACCAUACAUCUACUCGGGGAGUGCCGAUGGACACAUCAAUUACUGGGAUGCAGAAACUGGAGAGAAUGACUGCUUCAGUGGGAAGGGCCACAGCAACCAGGUGAGCAAGAUAGUGACUGUCGAGGAUGACCAGCUGGUGACGUGCAGCAUGGAUGAUACACUGCGCUACACCAACCUUACCAAGGCCGAGUACAGUGCCUCUGAUGUGGUGAAGAUGCAAGUCCAGCCUAAAAGUGUGUCUGCAGCAGCAGGAGGGCUGUCACUGGCUGUGUGCAUUGGCCAGGUCGUCUUGCUGAAGGAUAAGAAGGUAGUCUGCACAUUGAGCGAUCUCGACUACGAGCCAGAGGUUGGAUCUAUUCACCCCGGGGGAACCACUGCUGCAGUCGGGGGAGCAGAUGGGAAAAUCCGUCUGUACUCCAUUCAGGGCAGCACUCUGAAGGAUGAGGGUAAAACUGUCGAGGCUACAGGGGGGAUCACAGACAUGGCGUACUCUAACAACGGAGCCUAUCUUGCAGCUGUAGAUGACAAGAAAGUUACCACAGUUUAUACUGUGGCCGACGGAUACUCGUUCCAACAGUAUUACGGACACCACGCCAAACCAGUGGUUUUGGCCUGGUCACCUGACAAUGAGCACUUUGCGACUGGUGGGAUGGACAUGAUGGUGUUCAUCUGGACAGUUGGCGAUACAGACAACAAGAUUAAGAUCCCAGACACUCACCGGUUGCACCACGCAAGCGGCCUGGCCUGGGUAGAUGAGCACACUCUAGUCACCACCUCCCACGACGCCAGCAUCAAGCAGUGGACUAUUAAAUACUGAGCUGCAAGCAGACAAACAUCCACAUCUCCAGGGACAAGGACUACUGUCGGAUUCAAUCUUUCCUUUUUCUUUUUUUUACUGUAUUUUCACUAUCUAUACGGUGUUCUAUGCUGUCUGUAAACAUCUGAAUUGUAAAUGGUAAUGGCUGGGGAAAGCUCCCAUAAAAAUGAUUUAAGAUAUACGUCUCUUUGAUGUGAAUAACCUCAACUCAACAUGGAGACAAGUUGAAAUAUACGAUGUAACCAUGAGUGCUUUUACAUCUCUUUGAGCUUUAUGGGCCCACAAUAAUAUUUGUAAGCUCAACAUUCCAUAGGUGAUAGCUUUCACUCAAGUUAUAACUGAAAUCCUUGUCUGUGGUUGGGCUCAAUGCAUCCUAACUUAACGGAAGAACUAAAAGCGUUUUAAUUCAACGAAAUCAUGUUUGAAAGAAAUUAAACCUUUUGGUUACAUUCCUGUAAUGAGAAGUAACUGAUCCUAACUACUGUUGCCUGUCACUUUUUAAUCUCCAAGGUGUUAAAGGGCUGGGUGUUUUUUUUGCUUUGUCUUGGGUUUCAUACUUUUUUUCUUUUAUGUUUCUCUCAACUCUUCCUGUUGGACUGGGGAGCAAUAAUAGGAACUAAAAGUAUGUAAACAAUCAAGAUGCUGUCUGUUCAGUUGAAAGUCCUGUGUUGUUGCUGUGUUUUUGUUUGGGCCCACUAUGCUUGUCACACUUAUUUUUUUUCCCCUCAUGUCUUUAUGCAUCCGCUUCCAAGGUGGAAGUGAUUCAAUAAUAAUAAUAAUAAUAAAAAAACACUUUUUAUGCA
Molecule: messenger RNA, 2763 nt
Organism: Sebastes umbrosus (honeycomb rockfish)
Lineage: Eukaryota; Metazoa; Chordata; Actinopteri; Perciformes; Sebastidae
Gene: wdr1
Product: WD repeat domain 1
Exons: 15
Coding region: 143-1960 (605 amino acids)
Biological process (GO): sarcomere organization; positive regulation of actin filament depolymerization; actin filament depolymerization
Cellular component (GO): cortical actin cytoskeleton
Molecular function (GO): actin filament binding
Source: RefSeq, a predicted model, not a curated record